UCGACGCAGGUAAGACAAGUAUGCAGCGCCGAUGACGUCAUGUGGACAAAACGCCGAGGUGCCCGUACCCGUGACGGUCAGCCAGCCAGCUCGUGCUGCGGUGUGUGUCCGGACCGCGCUCCCUGCUGCGGGGGAAACAACACCCACUCCAGCUGAAGCCUGUUCCAGAGGGAGGGGGCUUGAUACGACAAGGCUCCGGCCCAGGGUGUCUUCUUUCAGCUGCAGGGAAUGACAACAAACCCUGCAUCAUGUGAGGGGAGAGUAUGGAUGAGCUUGGCACCAGUGAGGAAAGACCAGGACCAGGUUGCAGAUCUGUGAACUGUUGAGAUGGAGGAAGCGUACAUGGAGCUGUACCGGGAGUUUCUUCGCCUGAGGUCACUGUGCCUGAGACAGGCAGCUCUGUUGCAGCAACUCACAAAAGCACUGCAGAAACAGCAAGGUUCAGCAGGUACCUUUCUUCCAAAUGGAGAGCUGAGCGACAUGGUGUCCAUCCCUGUCCAGUGCUCCCAGGACGGCCCCGCGCGUCUCCUGGAAGAUCCGGGGCCACUGGUAAGCACAGCACAAAACGCUACAGCACAGCAUGGCAUCGAUCAUCUCUCCAGGGGAGCGGCUCCUUUCUCUGAUCUCCUUGCUGAGGAUAUGAGUAAACUUUGUGUGGAUGAGCCCUGUCAAAGAAAAGAAGACAGGAAGACGGAGCACAAAGAGCCACCCGUCUUCGCCCUGGAUUUCCCUGGGUGGCACAAAGCUUCUUCCAGUGAAUCCAAACCUCCAAGGCAAGCAGGUCUCUAUGUGGGGGACAGGAUGCCGCAAACAUUUAUGGUGGGGAGACCCUUCCUGGACAAUGACUGUCUGAACCAAGCAGGAGGGAUGCUGAUGUCAGGUCUGGUUUUGGACUCUCAUGUUUGUGAAUUCUGCCAGGCCGUUUUCCCUGAUAACGCCACCACCAGAGGGGAGUUCCUGCGACAUCUCCAUUCUCACAUUACCUAGACAAACACAUUCUUCUUUUCUCACAUUGGCCUCUUGAUGUGUGGGCUAUAUUUUAAUAUGAUAUAGGCCUAUGGCGCGGGCGAAGUCUUUCUUGAAAAUUUACUUCACAGGCUUAUAUACUAAUGGUUUGGUUUUGGUAUUUUCCCGGAAACUGCUUUCAAAUUUACCUCUGCUUGAUAUGCUCAGCUGUCUUUCACGGAUCAACAGUGCAGGUACUAUGUUUUCCAUCAUCUCUGUGUUGGAAAUAUAAAAUGCAUCAAGACACAUGGAAUUCUUUGGCUUCCGUCAUAUGUACAGCUGGUGAUUAUGAAAUAGUAACUCUACAAUACGUUGGUCAAAGAUGGCUCCUAUUCAAAACCUCUUCACAUUCUCUGAAGGGUCAUACUCCAUCCUUCAUCCGCUGACUUCAUCCUUAUUU
Molecule: messenger RNA, 1405 nt
Organism: Myripristis murdjan (pinecone soldierfish)
Lineage: Eukaryota; Metazoa; Chordata; Actinopteri; Holocentriformes; Holocentridae
Exons: 6
Coding region: 328-987 (219 amino acids)
Biological process (GO): negative regulation of canonical NF-kappaB signal transduction
Source: RefSeq, a predicted model, not a curated record